Molecule: messenger RNA, 1467 nt
Organism: Gossypium arboreum
Lineage: Eukaryota; Viridiplantae; Streptophyta; Magnoliopsida; Malvales; Malvaceae
Exons: 4
Coding region: 1-1467 (488 amino acids)
Source: RefSeq, a predicted model, not a curated record
AUGAAGGUCUCAAAGCUUACUGCGAUGGAUGUGGGGAACUGCUUUCAACUCCAUGCUUCACUUGUAUUCAUUGCAGUUAUCACCUUCACAAGCAAUGUGCAGAGGCACCCCUUGAAAUUUUUAAUCACCCUCUCCAUCUCAAGCACAUAUGCCAACGUCUUUUUCUUCGACAAAGGCCACUUCCUAGUGAUCGCAAGCAAAUGUGCUAAAUUAUCUUCUUCAUAUAAGUUUAACCAACAGGCCAAACUUGGCAUCCACUCACAUCCAUUGACCUUCAUAGAAAGUCCUAUGGCCAUAGAUGUACUCAAAAGAUUGAACUGUUGCUGGUGUCACGAACCAUUGAUAGAUGCUAUAUAUUUUUGUGUUGAUUGUCCAUCAUUCAUCAUUCACAAGAAAUGCCUUGAUGAGUUACCCACUAAAAUUAAUCACCCUUCCCAUCACAUACACCCUCUGUUCCUUAAUCGUAGUGAUGAUCGUUUUUGCAAGCUAUGCCAAAAGGAACAUUUUGGAGCUUUUUAUGGCUGUUCUCUUUGCCAUUUUAACAUCAGCCUUGAAUGUGCUUUGCUGAGGUCCAUUGUUGAAGAUAAAAGCCGUCAUCAGCACCCGUUCACCUUAUUUUGGAAACAAGACUCAUUCAUUUGUGAUGCAUGUGGCACAGAAGGAAAUUAUAGUUCUUACAUAUGUUCUACAUGUUGCAUCACAAUCCAUAAAGAGUGCACUUCACUCCCACACAUUAUCAAAUUUUCUCGACAUGAUCAUUGCAUUUUUCACAAAUAUUUUCUUGAAACACAAGAGCUUACAAAGCAAGAUUGCAAGAUUUGUUUCAAAGAAGUGAAACUAGAUCGUGGGAGUUACUCUUGUGGGAAGCCUGGUUGCAAUUACGUUGCCCAUGUGAAUUGUGUCUUAGAGAAUAAAGAUUUGUACAAGGUAAUUGAGGAAGAAAAGCAAUGUGAGGAGCUUGAUGAAAAAUCUAUGCAGUCUCCGAUCAUUCGUGUUAUUGAGGUGAAUGAAAUUGGGGAAGCUACAAGUAUUAAUGCCCGUUUUUUCUUCAUAAAACCUGUGCUGAAUUGCCAAGAAUCAAGCAACAUUGGUUUCAUCAAAGCAAUGCCACCCUCAAUUUCAACAGAUUCAAAUAUUGUGGCUUUUGUGGUCGAUAUUGUAGUGGUUUCUUCUACGAUAUUAAAGGGCGAAAAAUAUUGUAAUGGUUGUGGAAAAAGGUGUCAAUUGGGUGCAUUCAGAUGUGGGAAGUGCAAAAUUGUUUUGGAUUUUGGAUGCUUAACAGUACCACAUUUAGCUGUUCACAAAAUUGAUGAACACAUGCUAAACCUUACUUAUAUGAUGAUAAGGAGCAAUCUUAUUGCGAUAUUUGUGAACAAGAAAGAGAUCCAAGCUUUUGGUAUUAUUCUUGUUCAAUCUGUGAUACUUCUGCUCAUCUCAAAUGUGUUCUCGAAGAAUUUCCAUUUCUAA